Molecule: messenger RNA, 2193 nt
Organism: Tyto alba (common barn owl)
Lineage: Eukaryota; Metazoa; Chordata; Aves; Strigiformes; Tytonidae
Gene: REELD1
Product: reeler domain containing 1
Exons: 7
Coding region: 310-1857 (515 amino acids)
Molecular function (GO): oxidoreductase activity, acting on metal ions
Source: RefSeq, a predicted model, not a curated record
UGUGAAGAGGAAAACUAAUAUGAUUAAGGCAGGAUUUGGGCACUGGUGGAGAGCUGCCGUAGGUGGUGGGCAUUAGCAGUAACAGCUGCUGCGCUUCCCAUUAGAGGAGAAAGGGAAGAAGGUCUCUGAAAGGAUGGGUCUCCGGCGGGCUGGGAGGGCAGCGGUGGCAGCGAGCCCGGCGGCAUACGCAUCCCGAGGCUGUGGGAAGGGCGGCUCGGGAGCUCAGCUCAUUCCGAGGCACCAGACGGGCUCGCAGGCUGCGGAAGCCGCAGCGUGGAAGUGAGCCUGCCCGUCGCGCUCCGCCGUGGGAUGGAGGAGAGCAGGAGAGCCCCCACCGCCGUCGUCGGCUGGGCGUGCACAACCCUCUGCUUGGUCUCCUGCGCGGCUGCCUUCUCGCACGGCGCGAGCCUCUCCGCCUGCGCUGACAUGGUGCCCAGGCACCUGAGAGCGCAGCUCCACAGCCCCAGCAACAACUACGUUACCGUCCACACCAACGUGUCCUUCUAUGUCCCAGGCGACAGGGUGCCAGUGACAGUGAGGAGCACCCGGGAUUUUAUGGGCUUUUUGCUUCAAGCUCGCAAAGUGUCUAAUGACGAAGUUGCUGGCACAUUCGUCUUUAUCCCUCCUGGUUCCAAACUUCUGACUUGUUUUGAAGAUGGUGACACCGUCACCCACUCAGACAAGUCACUGAAGAGAAACCUGUCCUUCGUAUGGAAAGCACCAGCCCAACCCAUUGGAGACAUCAAGUUUUUCAUCUCCGUAGUCCAGUCAUACUUCGUUUACUGGACAAAGAUAGAAUCUGCUAUCGUGGCUCAGCGAGGGCAAAACAAAACGCUUGCUGGCAGCAGCAAGAAGCCCGACGCCGUAACCCCCGCGCCCUCGCAGGGACCAGCUGGCCCACACCCCCCAGGUCCCACCUUUCCCACGGCUGCCCCGGGCUCCCCGCCGCACAGCCCCCUGCCGCCUGCCAGCCCCACCGGCAUCACAGCAACGCCGGCACCGGAGCCAGGUCUGGGGGCUGGGACAGACGCCCCUCCCGUUGCCGAGCCAAAGCAGCCGGCCCGGCCUUCACGCGCUACGGCCGGCGGGAGCGGCGGGUCCAGCGGCCGGGGGCUGGAGCCUCCCCUCCCCACCCCAGACCCCAGCAUGACGGACGCCUUGCGAGGUCUCCUCUCCUGGGAAGAUGCCUCCAGCUACAGCACCUUCGAUGGAGCGGGAGGCACUGCCAGCGCUGCCACCCCACACUCGUGUUCAGCGUGUAAGGAAGACCAGCAGGCCGUUACCAAGAGCAGGGCCUUCUCGAAAGCCUCCCCGCGUGCGACAGCGUCUCCUCCUGCCCCGCACGUGCACACCCACCUGGGUGACGCCGCUGCGACAACCGCCUGGUCCGGCGACGCCGACGCUCCCGGCAAUUUGUCAUCCGCUUCGAGGCAAACGGCAGAAGGAAAGCCGGCACCGCAGGCAGAGGAGGCAGGCGCCGGGGGCGAGGAGGAGGCGGCGGGUGGGAACACCCUGCCGUGGGUGACCAGAGCGGCUCCCGAAUCCGCUGUUCCUGGGAAGGGGGAAGACCCUGGCAGAGGGACCCGCCUCCUGGCAGCCCAACUCGGGGUCCUCCUGGUGUGCUCCGCCACCCUGGGCCUGGCGCUGGCAGCCGCCGUGCGCGGCGCCGGUGCCCGGCAUUGCCACAAGCGGACGGAGGUCUCCUUCAGCCAGCCGGGCACCGACGUCCUCACCCUCAGAGAGAACGGGGAGGCGAUGCACUUCCGAAAGAUCCGGGAGAACAGCUUCGUGCUGGUGCAAGCCGAGUACAACUGGGUCAGCCCCUCGAGGGGCGGGAGGAAGACAACCAUCAUCUGAAACGUCUGCGACGCCGAAAGCAGCGCUACGGCAGCCGGCGUAGGUGCAAGUAGCCCGGACUGCAGAGCACAGGUGAUAGGAAGCAGUGCUGGAGUGCCUCUGUGUGCCGCCAUACAGGCUGACACACUCGAAGCGGCCAGUUCAGAGGCGUUAGUCGAAAGUUUCGAAGCUACAGCUGCUAAGAAAAUAGAAGUUGAUAGAUCAUUCAGUGUGUGUUACGCUUACUGCAAUUAAUAUUGUAUAUCUGCUCAUUAGCUGUCACUGCAGCCAUGCCAUACGCUUCCUCUGUUGCCUUAAGGGUGUAACCAAAAAUAGAAAUUCUUCCUCUGCACUGUA